Molecule: messenger RNA, 2274 nt
Organism: Adineta ricciae
Lineage: Eukaryota; Metazoa; Rotifera; Eurotatoria; Adinetida; Adinetidae
Source: the annotation of a GenBank genome assembly
AUGAAGUUAGUCGUUUGUGUAAUUAUCGACAAGGAAGUCGAUGCUUUACUUCUCGUCGAACAAAGUCUUGGACGUGGCUACUGGUUUCCAUUCGAUGAAAUCAAACCAGGCGAAACUCGAGCAAUUACUGCUAAACGCAUUGCCAGCAAAAUAUGUCCGUACGAUUUUGAACUGGUCAAUGUCAUCAAAGUUCGUUGCAGUGAUCUAUUACCAUGUUUGCCCAGUACACAAACUUAUUACCUAUUAACAAAAGGACGAUUGAUGCGUGGUAAUGCAUCAAAUUUAGUCAAUUCAAUUUGGAUGAACCUUGAACGAAUGAAGACAGCUGUCAAAAAUCGAGAAUUACUUGGACUUGAACCAUUUUAUUUAUUAAAAACUGUUCUCGAACGACAACAAACCAAUGGUUGGGAUGAUUUCAUAUCCGGUGGACAAAUCUUUGAAGAACCUAUCCUUCAAUUUAUUGAUUGUAAACAACCCGAUCCAAAUAAUCAAUUAGUUGCUUCUCCGCAAGAACAACUAAUGGGUUCUGCUAAAUUUAACAUUAAACUACAAGAACGUGUUUUCAAAGAAUUUUAUUCAUAUACAUUUCCAAGUGAAUAUAUGAGUUACCAAGCAUUUAUAGAAGCAAUGGAUAAUAAACUAUCAUCAGCAGAGAAAGUGAAAAUGCAAGCAUACUUUCGAGCAUUUGACGCUCAGCAAAAAUCCUACUUAACUUACUCAGAUUAUUUACUAGGAUUAGCGGCAAUGGAUCCCAGUACUUCACAUGGAGCACCGGCUGAACAACGAUGUCGUUAUAUAUUUCGGUUUUAUAAUAUCAAAAAUAAUGGUAACAUGUCCAUUGAUGAAUUUCGAGAACUCCAUAGCGAUGUGCAAAAUCUUAAAGCUGGUAAAGCGAAUAAUGAUGUACCACCCUACAGUGAAAUUCUAUCGGCGUUCAAUUCGUUUAAUGUCCAAACGAAUAAUCAAUUGCAAUUAACAGAUUUUUUGAAUUCUGUUGGUCAGUUGAAGUAUCGCGGAACAUCAGUUCUCUUUCGAUUGGCGACAAAUGUUCAAGAUCUGCUCCGCAUGUGCAAACGAUACAAAGAUGUGAAAGCUGAUAAUCAAAAUGAUCGAGCUCAAUCAAAUUUCAAUUAUGAAAUAGCCGAUCAUUGUGUUACAUUAAAGAAAUCGGGGACACUUGCUCAAGUAGAAUCUCUACGUUCGAUGAAUCGUAGUGAUCAAUUGAGUACAACAACUGAAUACGCAUUGCGAAAUAUUCCUCGUUCACCAUCUGAAGAGAUUUUUGACCGAAGAACAGUAGCAACGGAUAUUCAAGAUUUGUUAAGAUUUUUCGAGAAACGUGAUCAAUCAAAAGACGCAUUGGUUUGGACGCCGAGCAUCUUUAUUAAUUUAGCUAAAAACGUUGUGACUCUAUGCAAAGAAGUGAGAGACAUUUUCCGACGUGAACCACGUUGUUUGAAAAUCUCGUCUCCAUGUUAUGUUCUUGGUGAUAUCCACGGAAAUUAUCAAGAUUUAGUGUGUUUCGAGAAAUCCCUCUGGCGUGCUACUCCAUUGUUGUCACCGGCAUCCUUUCUUUUUCUUGGUGAUUAUGUUGAUCGUGGAAUACAUGGACUUGAAGUGAUUAUUUACCUUCUAGCAGCGAAAUAUCAAUGUCCAAAGAAGGUUUUAUUACUUCGUGGAAAUCAUGAAAUUAGGAAAGUUCAACAAAUGUUUAGUUUCUAUAAGGAAUGUAUGAGCAAAUUUGGUGACACGCUCGGCAAAGAAGUAUGGGAUGCAAUCAAUUCGGUGUUUGAUGUUCUACCGUUAGCUGCUGUCAUUGAUGAUAAAAUUCUUUGCGUACAUGGUGGUAUUCCAAGCCCAGUGUCAUGUCCAGGUGAUUUCGUAUUUGCUGUCAAUGAUAUUGCUGUACCAUUAAGUGACCCAGAAAAUGAAUCACCAUUAGCCUGGGAAAUUAUGUGGAAUGAUCCAUUUUCUAUUGAUACGAAUGCAGCUGCUCAGUUACCUAUAGGGGUGAAUGGAGGCUUUUUCAAUAAUACACGACGAAGUACCGGAAAUUACUUUACAAGUGAAGCAUUAAUGACUUUUCUUGAAAAAAAUAAUUUUACACACGUCAUACGCGCUCAUGAAGUACAACAAGUCGGAUUCAAAGUACAACUGAGUGGGCGUUUAUUAACAGUGUUUUCUUCAUCUCAUUAUUGCGGUGGAACCAACGAAGCUGCGACAGUACUCGUCGAUGCCGCUAAGCUACGUUUGAUUAGACUUGAUACCACAUAA